AUGUUGAUGAAUCUACCGUUGGAGAUUCAAAUGCAACUCCUAUAUAUGGUCCCACAUUCUAAUCUCAAAUACAUCAAUUCUCAUUUUUACAUUUUAUACAAUGACUUGUUUUACCACAAGAUUAGACACACUUUUGGCGACGAUACUUUAGAGGUCAUUGUACGGGUGCUACCCUGGCUCAAACCAUAUAUCAAAUCGUUAGAUGCGUUUCGGUACGAGAAUAGAAAAAUUAUAGCCAAGAGACUAGACUUGAUUGAUACAUUGGAUGAGAAUCAACACAUUAGAGGGUUGGGAGAGAAUGAGGACGAGAGAGAGGAAGAAAUGGAUUCAGAAGAGGAAGAAGAGAUAAGUUGUAAUCAGGUUGAUAAUAUUGCAUUGAAUCCGUUGAAUGUGCAAUAUGUUAAGGAUUCAUGGAAGUAUAUCUAUUCCAUUUUCAAAAACAAACGUCUUUUCGCAGAAUACUCUGACUACAAGAUUGACGAGCCUUCAAAUUACAUCUACAACCAUUAUGUCGAGAUUAAUCGCACUUAUUUGCUAAGCUAUUCCAAAUACGUGUGGCUCUCUCCAGGAACGUAUAACCUCAAUGUUGGGUUGGCUGUGAAGUAUGGCCAUGGAUUGGGAACCACUAAAUUUGAAGUCAAGUACAAUUUGAAUGACGAAGACGAUAAUGACGCAACGAGGAUCGAGGACGACAAGGAGAGUUCCAAGGUGGUUAUUAAUUCAUUUUACCCACCAACAAAUAUUAACGACAUUUUGCCCAAAAAUCAAUUUUGUUUUCUCAAAGUCGGUCUGUUUGAAGUUCCCCCGAAAAAGGGGGCACAUUCCAAAUCCAAAAACAAAAUGCGCCGUGUUGAAAUCAAGAUGGAGGAAAUAGGCCUUUAUUUAAAGAGUGGGUUUCGGAUUUACUUUAUUGACAUUAGCCAGCCAUCAUUGUUGUAUAAUGAAUAUGAUUUGCUUUACUACACUUUGAAUGACACCAAUUAUAAGCUAUUUAUUAAUAUAUUGCUUAAGAAUUUGUACAAGGCCAUCAACUAUGUGCAGAAUGGCGGUUGUUCGGAUAAUAUGAGCAUUCAAUGUGCACCAAAUGCCUAUGGAAAAGGUGAUCCUUAUCAAAUAUGGAAGUCCUAUGAUAAAUCGUUUUUAAAGGAGUAUACUGAUGACCAAGCUCCGUUGAACAGAGGUUCGAAGUCGUUUUCGAGCCCCGGUCCUCGAUCAAGUUCAAACUCGAGCUCAACUUUAAGCUCAACUUCGUCUACAUCGGUGUCAUCACUACGUUCUGGCCAACAUCCCGUAUUCCGAUAUGACUUGAAGAAAUUGGAGAGGUAUGCUGAUUUCUAUUAUAACUCAACUCGAGAUAUGAGGCGAUAUUUCAAAUUUAGUACGAUUUAUCAACAACGUCAGUUUAUCAACAGGUUUGGCGAUUAUGACCUUGAUUGGAAAGAGAGUGAACAGAACGAGAAACUAAAGGAGAGCAAGUCCUUCAAUGGAUUUGAUGGUAUUAAUAGACUUAUUAGUGAAGGUCAACAGCAGGCUGAUGAAUCCACUACGAAUGAAGUACGGAAAGAUGAAGAAGUAAACAUAAAUAAGGUUCAAGAGGUAAAAUCAAGAGCAGAAACAGAAGCAGAAGAAAAUAGCAUGGCUAGUAAAAAGAGGAGAGGUUUGCAAAAAAGAUGCAACUAUGAUAAGCACGGAUUGAAGUGGAAAAUACCCAUCAUUGGAGAACUAUAA
Molecule: messenger RNA, 1728 nt
Organism: Lodderomyces elongisporus
Lineage: Eukaryota; Fungi; Ascomycota; Pichiomycetes; Serinales; Debaryomycetaceae
Exons: 1
Coding region: 1-1728 (575 amino acids)
Source: RefSeq, a predicted model, not a curated record